This is a messenger RNA of Osmia bicornis bicornis, 1482 nucleotides long. RefSeq names its product trichohyalin-like. The record is from RefSeq and is a predicted model, not a curated record. Bases 113 to 1411 code for a protein of 432 amino acids. NCBI's taxonomy places the organism in Eukaryota, Metazoa, Arthropoda, Insecta, Hymenoptera, Megachilidae. The transcript is spliced from 4 exons. Gene Ontology annotation, molecular function: protein binding.
CAUAAAGAAGCCUUGUAUAUACAAAAACUGAUGUGUUUAUUUUCAAACAGGAACAAUUCUAAUUUACAGAUACAUUUUUACUUAAUAAAUAUUUGAAAUUAUUUAAUGCAAAAUGGAUCAAGAAUAUUUUUCUAAUAUGUACCAAUGGUUUGAAAAAUGUGGAGUGAUAUCGAACAUAAGAACGCAUCUUCGACAAAACUUAAUAAAUGCGUUAAAAAGUAAAGAUUUCACUUUGAAAAACAAUAGUCCGAAGUCUGCGAAACAAUAUAUUUACGAUUUACUAAUAGCAGAGUAUUUGUUGAACCAUAAUUAUGCUUAUACUCUAUCUGUAUUUGCAAGUGAAGCACCCCUGUUAAUAGAUUUUUCUAAGAAAACUGUUCAGUGUUCUGAUGAAAAUGAGAAAUGUAAUAAAGAAAAAUUACGAAGCGACUAUGUAUCGCAUGCCUUAGAAACGUUAGGUAUAAAUCCUCAUGACCCUAAGGGGCAGUACGUCAUAUCACAGUAUAUUGAAAAUGAUAUGCCACUUCUUUUAUGUAUAUUAAAAUGUAUCACAAUGUUCUCUUAUAAUCUGCACAAUGAUGUGCCAAUAAAAGAAAAGAUAAUUCUUUGUAAUGAAUAUACACAAACUGAAUUUUCUUGGCAAUCUUACAAUGCAUAUAUAGAAAAAUUAACUGCAUUGAAGAAGAAAUUGAUUAUACAUAAACAGACAGUUGAUCACAAGUUGCAUGAAAGAGAAAUGAUGUUAAAAGAACAAGCAAUACUCAUCGAACAGCAGCUUGAAAUAUUGAACAAAAAACUGCAGGAAGUUCAGAACAUCAUGCAUUCCUUGAGUUUGAAGGAAAAACAUUUGAAAGAAAAGAAGCAGAGUAAGGAGCAUCAGAUUUUUCAAAAGGAAAUGGAAUUGACAUUGAAAGAAAGAUUAUUGUUACAGGAAGCAGAGAGAUUGCAGGAAGAACAGGACAAGCGUAAUAAAUUAGAGCAAGAGCUAAGAAAGUUACAAGAACAGAAAAGAAUGCAACCAGAACCCUCGGUAGACAAAGGAUCUAAUCUUAUAUUUAAAAACAUAGAAGUACAAACGGACGAUAUUAAUGACAUAAUACAAAAAGAUAAAAUUAAAGUUCUUACUAAGGAGAAGGAAGAAUUAACUGCCCUUGUACAGGAUCAACAGUCAAAGAUUGAACAGAUAACUCAACGCGCUCUUCAGUUAUCACGUCAAGUAGAAGGAAUACGUUCGUUGAGACCCAUCAGCGUAGAAGUUCCAACGCAAACUGUUAAUACAAACACGGUUAUCAGUGAAAGUAGCUCAACAGAAGAUAUUCUUCAAGAUGCAAAGCUGAGGCUUAAACGUUUGGAAGAAGAAAGUUUGAAAGCAGAUCAAUAUUAUUAUAAUUUCAUCAAUAAUUCACCAUGAUGUUGCCUUUAUAGUAAUUUUAUAGCAGUAAGAAAUUUGUUUAAGAAAUAUACAUCAAUUUUACAGCACAA